Glycine soja is the source of this 435-nucleotide messenger RNA. Its product is annotated as copper transporter 2-like. Gene Ontology annotation, molecular function: copper ion transmembrane transporter activity. Gene Ontology annotation, biological process: intracellular copper ion homeostasis; copper ion transmembrane transport. The coding region runs from base 1 to 435 and encodes 144 amino acids. The record is from RefSeq and is a predicted model, not a curated record. Lineage: Eukaryota; Viridiplantae; Streptophyta; Magnoliopsida; Fabales; Fabaceae. The transcript has a single exon. Gene Ontology annotation, cellular component: plasma membrane.
AUGGAAAUGCAUCCAGGAGAUGACAUGCCAAUGUCUAAUGGAAGAGAUCAUAAUAGCAUGAAGAUGCACAUGAGCCUCUAUUGGGGCAAAGAUGCCAUAGUACUUUUCUCUGGGUGGCCUAAGCACAGUGUUGGCCACUACAUCUUGGCCAUCUUGUUUGUGUUUUUCCUUGCAAUCAUUGCCGAGGUUGUCUCCAACAAACCCAACAUCAAGCGUGGGACUAAUCCUAUAAUAGGAGGGUUGGCUCAAGCAACCUUCUAUGUCUUCCGCAUAAGCUUACUUUACUUGGUCAUGCUUGCUGUCAUGUCCUUCAAUUUGGGAAUCUUCAUAGCUGCUGUAGCUGGCCACACCUUGGGCUUCUUCCUUGCCAAGUCUCGUGCUUUAGCUCUUGCCAAUAGAGAACAAGAGUCCUCCUCGGAUGCUCAAAAAGUUUGA